This is a messenger RNA of Porites lobata, 4071 nucleotides long. The record is from the annotation of a GenBank genome assembly. NCBI's taxonomy places the organism in Eukaryota, Metazoa, Cnidaria, Anthozoa, Scleractinia, Poritidae.
GGUAGUUAUUGGUAUUUACUAGUAGUUACUGGUAGUUGCUAGUAGUUGCUGGUAGUUACUAGUAGUUAUCGGUAGUUAUUGGUAUUUAUUAGUAGUUGCUAGUAGUUACUGGUAGUUACUAGUAGUUACUGGUAGUUAUUAGUAGUUCCCGGUAGUUACUAGUAGUUAUCGGUAGUUACUAGUAGUUACUGGUAGUUGGUGGUAUUUAUUGGUAAUUACUAGUAGUUACUGGUAGUUAGUGGUAGUUAUUAGUAGUUACUGGUAGUUACUAGAAGUUAUCGGUAGUUACUAGUAGUUACUGGUAGUUAUCGGUAGUUAUUGGUAUUUACUAGUAGUUGCUAGUAGCUGCUGGUAGUUACUAGUAGUUACUGGUAGUUAUUAGUACUUCCCGGUAGUUACUAGUAGUUACUGGUAGUUGGUGGUAUUUAUUGGUAAUUACUAGUAGUUACUGGUAGUUAGUGGUAGUUAUUAGUAGUUACUGGUAGUUACUAGUAAUUAUCGGUAGUUACUAGUAGUUACUGGUAGUUAGUAGUAGUUCCUAGUAGUUAUCGGUAGUUACUAGUAGUUACUAGUAGUUGCUAGUUGUUGUCGGUAUUUACUAGUAGUUACUGGUAGUUACUAGUAGUUGCUGGUAGUUACUAGUAGUUACUAGUAGUUAUCGGUAGUUAUUGGUAUUCACUAGUAGUUGCUAGUAGUUGCUGGUAGUUACUAGUAGUUACUGGUAGUUAUUAGUAGUUCCCAGUAGUUACUAGUAGUUAUCGGUAGUUACUAGUAGUUACUGGUAGUUAAUUGGUAUUUACUGGUAAUUACUAGUAGUUACAGGUAGUUACUAGUAGUUGCUGGUAGUUACUAGUAGUUACUAGUAGUUAUCGGUAGUUAUUGGUAUUCACUAGUAGUUGCUAGUAGUUGCUGGUAGUUACUAGUAGUUACUGGUAGUUAUUAGUAGUUCCCGGUAGUUACUAGUAGUUAUCGGUAGUUACUAGUAGUUACUGGUAGUUGGUGGUAUUUACUGGUAAUUACUAGUAGUUACAGGUAGUUACUAGUAGUUGCUGGUAGUUACUAGUAGUUACUAGUAGUUAUCGGUGGUUAUUGGUAUUCACUAGUAGUUGCUAGUAGUUGCUGGUAGUUACUAGUAGUUACUGGUAGUUAUUAGUAGUUACUGGUAGUUACUAGUAGUUAUCGGUAGUUACUAGUAGUUACUGGUAGUUACUAGUAGUUCCUAGUAGUUAUCGGUAGUUACUGGUAGUUACUAGUAGUUGCUACUUGUUGUCGGUAUUUACAAGUAGUUACUGGUAGUUACUAGUAGUUGCUGGUAGUUACUAGUAGUUACUAGUAGUUAUCGGUAGUUAUUGGUAUUUACUAGUAGUUGCUAGUAGUUGCUAGUAGUUACUAGUAGUUACUGGUAGUUAUUAGUAGUUCCCGGUAGUUACUAGUAGUUAUCGGUAGUUACUAGUAGUUACUGGUAGUUGGUGGUAUUUACUGGUAAUUACUAGUAGUUACAGGUAGUUACUAGUAGUUGCUGGUAGUUACUAGUAGUUACUAGUAGUUAUCGGUGGUUAUUGGUAUUCACUAGUAGUUGCUAGUAGUUGCUGGUAGUUACUAGUAGUUACUGGUAGUUAUUAGUAGUUACUGGUAGUUACUAGUAGUUAUCGGUAGUUACUAGUAGUUACUGGUAGUUACUAGUAGUUCUAGUAGUUAUCGGUAGUUACUGGUAGUUACUAGUAGUUGCUACUUGUUGUCGGUAUUUACAAGUAGUUACUGGUAGUUACUAGUAGUUGCUGGUAGUUACUAGUAGUUACUAGUAGUUAUCGGUAGUUAUUGGUAUUUACUAGUAGUUGCUAGUAGUUGCUAGUAGUUACUAGUAGUUACUGGUAGUUAUUAGUAGUUCCCGGUAGUUACUAGUAGUUAUCGGUAGUUACUAGUAGUUACUGGUAGUUGGUGGUAUUUACUGGUAAUUACUAGUAGUUACAGGUAGUUACUAGUAGUUGCUGGUAGUUACUAGUAGUUACUAUUAGUUAUCGGUAGUUAUUGGUAUUCACUAGUAGUUGCUAGUAGUUGCUGGUAGUUACUAGUAGUUACUGGUAGUUAUUAGUAGUUACUGGUAGUUACUAGUAGUUAUCGGUAGUUACUAGUAGUUACUGGUAGUUACUAGUAGUUCCUAGUAGUUAUCGGUAGUUACUGGUAGUUACUAGUAGUUGCUAGUUGUUGUCGGUAUUUACAAGUAGUUACUGGUAGUUACUAGUAGUUGCUGGUAGUUACUAGUAGUUACUAGUAGUUAUCGGUAGUUAUUGGUAUUUACUAGUAGUUGCUAGUAGUUGCUAGUAGUUGCUGGUAGUUACUAGUAGUUGCUGGUAGUUACUAGUAUUUACUAGUAGUUGCUGGUAGUUACUAGUAGUUACUGGUAGUUAUUAGUAGUUCCGGGUAUUUACUAGUAGUUAACGGUAAUUACUAGUAGUUACUGGUAGUUAGUGGUAGUUAUUAGUAGUUACUGGUAGUUACUAGUAGUUAUCGGUAGUUAAUAGUAGUUACUGGUAUUUAUUAGUAGUUACUAGUAGUUGAUGGUAGUUAUUGGUAUUUACUAGUAGUUACUGGUAGUUGCUAGUAGUUGCUGGUAUUUAACAGUAGUUACUGAUAGUUGCUAGUAGUUGCUGGUAGUUACUAGUAGUUGCUGAUAGUUACUAGUAUUUACUAGUAGUUGCUGGUAGUUACUAGUAGUUACUGGUAGUUAUUAGUAGUUCCGGGUAUUUACUAGUAGUUAACGGUAAUUACUAGUAGUUACUGGUAGUUAGUGGUAGUUAUUAGUAGUUACUGGUAGUUACUAGUAGUUACCGGUAGUUAAUAGUAGUUACUGGUAUUUACUAGUAGUUACUAGUAGUUGACGGUAGUUAUUGGUAUUUACUAGUAUUUACUGGUAGUUGCUAGUAGUUGCUGGUAUUUAACAGUAGUUACUGGUAGUUGCUAGUAGUUGCUGGUAGUUACUAGUAGUUGCUGGUAGUUACUAGUAUUUACUAGUAGUUGCUGGUAGUUACUAGUAGUUACUGGUAGUUAUUAUAAUUAGUAGUUCCCGGUAGUUACUAGUAGUUAACGGUAAUUACUAGUAGUUACUGGUAGUUAGUGGUAGUUAUUAGUAGUUACUGGUAGUUACUAGUAGUUAUCGGUAGUUACUAGUAGUUACUGGUAUUUACUAGUAGUUACUAGUAGUUGAUGGUAGUUAUUGGUAUUUACUAGUAGUUACUGGUAGUUGCUAGUAGUUACUGGUAUUUAACAGUAGUUACUGGUAGUUGCUAGUAGUUGCUGGUAGUUACUAGUAGUUGCUCGUAGUUACUAGUAUUUCCUAGUAGUUUUCGGUAGUUACUAGUAGUUACUGGUAGUUGGUGGUAUUUAUUGGUAAUUACUAGUAGUUUCUGGUAGUUAGUGGUAGUUAUUAGUAGUUACUGGUAGUUACUAGUAGUUAUCGGUAGUUGCUAGUAGUUACUGGUAGUUAGUAGUAGUUCCUAGUAGAUAUCGGUAGUUACUAGUAGUUACUAGUAGUUGCUAGUUGUUGUCGGUAUUUACUGGUAGUUACUGGUAGUUACUAGUAGUUACUGGUAGUUAUUUGUAGUUCCCGGUAGUUACUAGUAGUUAACGGUAAUUACUAAUAGUUACUGGUAGUUAGUGGUAGUUAUUAGUAGUUGCUAGUAGUUACUAGUAGUAAUCGGUAGUUACUAGUAGUUACUAGUAGUUGUCGGUACUUACUAGUAGUUGCUGGUAGUUACUAGUAGUUACUAGUAGUUAUUACUAGUUCCUGGUAGUUACUAAUAGUUAUCGGUAGUUACUGGUAGUUGGUGGUAUUUGUAGGUAGUUACUAGUAGUUACUGGUAGUUAUUAGUAGUUACUGGUAGUUACUAGUAGUUGUCGGUAGUUACUAGUAGUUGCUGGUAGUUACUAGUAGUUGCUGGUAGUUACUAGUAGUUGUCGGUAGUUACUAGUAGUUGGUGGUAGUUACUAGUAGUUUCCGGUAAUUGCUAGUAGUUACUAGUGGUUAAUGGUAGUUUUUGGUAUUUACUAGUAGUUACUGGUAGUCACUGGUAG